AUGUGGGCGCUCUUUUCAUCCUUCUCAAAGCCCGCGCAGCCUACAAUCAAAAUCAUAGGCGCUAGAUUUCCAGCAGACGGCUCCGCGCCAUGCUUAGUACCUCUCACAACGACCGACGACCAUCAGAAGCCUAAGAAUCAGGGGCCGGACUGCUGCUUUUCUCGUGUCCCCGAUCUGCGCGCAUUUUGGAAGGUCACACGAGGCUGGGAGUUUCGAGACGUGGAGCAAAUAACAUUCACGGACCAACCAAACGAGGCCUGGAAUGGAGUCUACUUGAAAUGGUUCUCAUUUGCACUGGACGAUCUCCCAGAAAAUGCUUCCGUCCCGCUCAUUUUCUGUCGUGCAAGUCGCUUGGCGGCGGGAGAUGUGUUUGUUGUAAAGCUUGCGCCGCAGGAAUGUGAUGAGCAUGGUUGGACGGAUUACAAGGACUUUCCGACAGAGUUCCUAGAG
Lindgomyces ingoldianus is the source of this 450-nucleotide messenger RNA. RefSeq lists its product as uncharacterized. The transcript has a single exon. The annotation marks the transcript as partial. The record is from RefSeq and is a predicted model, not a curated record. Lineage: Eukaryota; Fungi; Ascomycota; Dothideomycetes; Pleosporales; Lindgomycetaceae.